GCCAUAGUCAUAAGCAUCAGCUGUCAUUAUUUUUGUUGUCUUCCAUUAUAUGCAUUUGCAAAAUUGUCAACAAAUUGUACAUAUACAUAUUUAUGUUUAUAUUCUAAAAGUAUAAUUUACACGUAUAUUUUUAAAUGGAUACGGGUUUUGGGCAAGAAAACAAGAUACCUGCUUCUGGAAAGGAUGCGGCAGCGACAUCACUGCUAAACCAAUUCAUCUUGGGACAAUUGAAAGAGAAGCAGGGUUCUAGUGGUGAAGUUGCAUCGCCUAAUGGAUUCGUGUUACCUAAGUUACAAAUGGGUAAUUCGAAAGCUGGUAACUUCGUUAUUCCACCAUUGAAAUUAUCACAAACAACUAAUACCACAGUGUGUAAUGUCAAAUUAUCAUCUUUGAUAAUUUCACAGACGCCAAAAAAUGAUGAGAAAAUUAUUGAUGGUAUUGGAGAAAUUAGUAAUGGCGUCAACAACCUUCAAGUGAAUGACUCAAGAACCGAGAAAAAUGUAGAACAAUCAAACCAUGCCAUAGACCUAACUGCCGCUUUAAGCACUGUUACAGGAAUUAUUGUGCAAAAUAAAAAAACGGUAUCUCCACCCGCCGAAGACUUUCAUAUACCAUUUAUAGAGUGUGAUCGUAAAGAGAAGCCUAUUCUAUUGCCUGUCAUUAACAAUUACUUCCAGCCAAGCAGAGACAUCUCUACAGCUCACAAAAAAUUGGCUACACCAUCAUCGUGUGGACGCAUUAUCUGUCUAAAAUAUAAACGAACACAUCCAUUUCCGGAAAUAAGUCACGUUUUUAAAGUAAAACAUAAAAUACAUCGUUUUCAUUUCGAUACUAAAUCGCCAGAUGAUAUUGUAUUGGCCACAUUAAACAAAUAUCAUCGGCAAUACUGACGAAGGCGGCUUUGCAGUCUACUAAAUAUUUUGAAAUUUGUACGCAUUAUAAGAAUUGACGUUUGUGACAUUAAAAUAUUGUACAAAAAAACUAAAUUUGUAAUAUGAAUACAA
This is a messenger RNA of Bactrocera tryoni, 1004 nucleotides long. RefSeq lists its product as uncharacterized. Lineage: Eukaryota; Metazoa; Arthropoda; Insecta; Diptera; Tephritidae. The record is from RefSeq and is a predicted model, not a curated record. The transcript has a single exon. Bases 135 to 890 code for a protein of 251 amino acids.